CUGAACUAUACAUGCAUGGGAUAGUUGAGUGAAUUUCCCUCGCGCGGAACGAAUUUGAUUGAAAUUUGUUCGAAUAGUGUAUUUGAAAUUCAAGGUGUAAAGAAGUAAAAACGUUUCAAAUUACCAAUGUCUUAUUAAUGAUUUUAGAUCGGGAUUUUUGUGAAAUUUCUUAUUUCCAUAAUCGGAGCAAUUUGAAAAGAUGUUAGUGAAAGUAGUUGUAUUACGUUUUCCCUCCUUUUUAGCGAGACAUCAAUUUUAAGACAAUACUACAGAAAGUAAAUGAAUUUAAUCGGCGACCUUUGGUUCUUGUAAUAUAUCGUAUAUAUAUUGCAUUUGUUAAUAUUUUAAUCUUUGCUUCAUUUCAUGUAAGAAAUUUGCAAUAUUAUUGUCUAACCUCUACGCUAUUGUAACACGCUUGCAAUCAUUGACGGAAGUUUGUUUUAUACGAUAAUAUUCAAUUAAACAUUAAGAAUGUUCGAAGCACAUUGCAUUAAUGCUGAGCAUAAAGAUUUGAUUCACGAUAUCGCGUACGAUUUUUAUGGACAACGAAUGGCAACAUGCUCCAGUGAUCAAUUUGUAAAGGUCUGGGACGAAGAUGAAUAUGGUAAUUGGCAUUUAACUGCAUCUUGGAAAGCUCACAGUGGUUCUGUUUGGAAAGUUACUUGGGCCCAUCCAGAAUUUGGUCAAGUUCUCGCGACAUGUUCUUUCGACAGAACGGCAGCCGUGUGGGAGGAGAUAGUCGGAGAAGGAUCUGGUCCUAGCGAAAGUGGCAUGAGACAUUGGGUUAGGCGAACAAAUUUAGUGGACUCUCGAAAGUCUGUUACAGAUGUGAAAUUUGCACCUAAAACGUUAGGUCUCUUGUUAGCAACUUGUAGCGAAGAUGGAGUAAUUAGAAUAUACGAAGCUCCCGAUGUUAUGAACUUGAGUCAAUGGACUUUGCAACACGAUAUUAGUUGCAAGCUUCAAUGUAGUUGUCUCUCGUGGAAUCCAUCUCUUUCGAGGUUACAUCCCCCCAUGUUAGCAGUUGCAAGCGACGAUCCGAAUGGAGGCAAAGUCUUUAUUUACGAAUAUUCGGAAAGUAGUAGAAGAUGGGCAAAAACAGAAACAUUGUCAAUCGAGGAACCUGUUCAUGAUAUUGCAUUUGCUCCAAAUUUAGGCAGAAGUUUCCAUACGUUAGCUAUGGCAACAAAAGAUGUACGAAUAAUUACGUUGAAACCUAUACCGGAUAGCAUACAAAGCGGUUCGUCACGUUUUGAAACUGCAGAAGUAAAGUUUACUGAUCAUGACUCUACCGUUUGGCGCGUAUGUUGGAAUAUAAUGGGAACUAUUUUAGCAAGUUCAGGGGAUGACGGGUGUGUGCGAUUAUGGAAAGAUAAUUAUAUUAAUAAUUGGAAGUGUGUUGCCGUUUUGAAAGGUGAUGGCACUUCUGCUCAAAGUGCUGAAAUUCCUACAGCAGCAACACCACCCAAUCAAUCUGCAGGAACACAGCAAACACCUUCUACGACAAGAAUUGCAGCUAUAACAACGGUCGCUGCAGAAAAGCCUACAGUUGCAGUUAUGUGCAUCAAUAAAUGGCAAGCUCCUGUUACAAAGGGUCGCUUCAGUAAAUCUGUAUGGCUUGGAAAUCCUAGCGAUGCAACUCCACCGCCGCCCCCCAUUUUAGAAUGUUCCAAGGCAAAAAAGUAGCUACAAUUAACGCACGUAUAAGUUUUAAAGGUUUCUAUUGAAUUUUGUAAUACAAAUGCAAGUAACUUUUGUAGCUUUAUGUUUGCGAAUUGUAGGAAUUUAAUUCUUAACAUGUUGGUACUGUUUUUUUUUUUGUUUAUCCCGUUUAACAGUAUUAUUUUUAUUAUACAUAGACUACCAAGACUAAAAAAACCGCUCGAAUACGUACUUAUCGUUGUUACACCCGGGCAAUGUAUAUAGCAAUAAUAAGUGCAGUCAUUGUAAUUACACAUUUACGCAGUCAGUAUAAGCACAGUAUUAGUAUUUUGUAUAUACGCACAUACUACUACAUGUAUGUAAAACUUAUUUGUACACUUGUAAUUUUAAAUUCUUCUAUGUAAUUUUACGUAUAUUUAUUUGUUCUUUUUACCGUUGUAGAUAUAUUUGUAUUUAAUUUAA
Molecule: messenger RNA, 2124 nt
Organism: Hylaeus volcanicus
Lineage: Eukaryota; Metazoa; Arthropoda; Insecta; Hymenoptera; Colletidae
Gene: Nup44A
Product: nucleoporin SEH1-A
Exons: 6
Coding region: 472-1686 (404 amino acids)
Biological process (GO): cellular response to amino acid starvation; positive regulation of TORC1 signaling
Cellular component (GO): Seh1-associated complex; nuclear pore outer ring
Molecular function (GO): protein binding; structural molecule activity
Source: RefSeq, a predicted model, not a curated record